UGUUGUGCGAACGCAGCAACAAGUGCCCACGACAUCGAAACAACGACCGCAGCUGUGGAAAUUGAAGCGCAACAAGUGCCACAAGCUUAAACAACAACAACAGCAAAAAAACUCUGUGCCGCGCUUUCCUAAUUAAUUUAUUUUAAAGUGCACUUGUAUAUUUUUUCCAUUAAACGUACAAAUUUCAAUUAAAUUGUCAAUUUAAUGAAAUUAGCAAACAUCGCUGCCGAACAACAGAGCCCACAAAGGAACGUUAAAAAUAAACAAAACAAAACGAAAUAAAUUCAUUUAACGAAAAUAAAACUGCAUUUGCCAAAGCAACAACAAUUGCUGACCAAAAGUGAAAGCAAAGGGAAAAGCAGAAGCAUCCAAGAGCAUUGAAGGUGCCAGAAGAACUAACAGAAGCAGAAUAAUGUUGCUGAACGGUGUGCAGUUCCUCAGAAGCGGCCUAAAUGUCGCCCCCCGCAGCUACAACAAUUUCCGUCUCGUGUGCCGUGCGCUCUCUGUACAGUACGGCGAUGCCAAAUCCUUGACACCUGUUGUAAAGGAAUACGUUGAGAAAUGUGUGGAGCUAUGUCGGCCGGAGCGUAUCCACAUAUGCGAUGGCAGCGUCGAGGAGAGCAAACUGCUGCAGGCUCUGAUGCUGAAGCAGGGCACUAUAGUUCCUCUGCCGAAGUACAAGAACUGUUGGCUAGCCAGGACUAACCCGGCGGAUGUGGCGCGUGUUGAGUCAAAGACUUUCAUAUGCACGGACCGCAAGGAGCAGACAGUCCCAGUGACCCCAGACGCGACGCCUGGUACCCUUGGCAAUUGGAUAUCGCAGGAGGAUAUGCAGGCAGCUAUUGGAGCGCGUUUGCCGGGCAGCAUGAAGGGUCGCACUAUGUACGUGAUACCGUUUAGCAUGGGACCCGUCGGCUCACGACUAUCGAAAAUUGGAAUUGAGAUCACCGACUCGCCCUAUGUUGUGGAAUCCAUGAAAAUAAUGACUCGAGCAGGUCGUCAGGUGCUGGACGUGUUGCAAGAGGGAAAUAGCCAAUUUGUCAAGUGUUUGCAUUCCGUCGGCACGCCAGCCAGUGGUGUACAGGCCCAGCCCUCCUGGCCCUGUGAUCCCGAGCGCACCAUCAUUUUGCAUAAGCCAUCCGAUAAUGAAAUUGUAUCUUAUGGCUCCGGCUAUGGCGGCAAUUCGCUGCUGGGCAAAAAGUGCCUUGCUUUGCGCAUUGGCAGCACCAUUGCCAAGCGCGAAGGAUGGCUGGCUGAGCACAUGCUCAUCCUGGGCAUAACCAAUCCACAGGGAAAGAAGAUCUAUGUAGCUGCCGCCUUUCCCUCGGCGUGCGGCAAAACAAAUCUCGCCAUGAUGACACCCACACUACCCGGCUAUAAAGUGGAGUGUGUGGGCGAUGACAUUGCCUGGAUGAAGUUCGACUCCAAGGGUGUUCUGCGUGCAAUAAAUCCGGAGAACGGCUUCUUUGGCGUUGCACCGGGCACCUCACGCUCCACCAACCCCAUUGCCAUGGACACAAUUUUUCAGAACACAGUGUUUACUAAUGUCGCCUCCACCUCCGAUGGUGGCGUAUAUUGGGAGGGCAUGGAUAAAGCGCAACUUUCCAGUGUGACGGUAACCGAUUGGCUGGGCAAGCUGUGGUCCCAGGAAGCGGGCCGUGUGGCGGCACAUCCAAACUCACGUUUUUGUACGCCGGCUGACCAGUGUCCCAUAAUCGAUCCGGCCUGGGAGGAUCCUGCUGGCGUGCCUAUCUCAGCCAUCUUGUUUGGUGGCCGUCGUCCUGAUGGCGUUCCGCUCGUCUAUGAGGCACGCAAUUGGGCCCAUGGCGUCUUUUUGGGCGCCUCUAUGCGCAGCGAGGCGACUGCGGCGGCAGAACACAAGGCAAAGACCAUUAUGCACGAUCCCUUUGCUAUGCGGCCCUUCUUCGGCUAUAACUUCGGUGACUAUCUCGCCCAUUGGCUGAGCAUGGAGCAGCGCGGUAAGGUACCAAAAAUCUUCCACGUCAACUGGUUCCGCAAAAGCGCCGAUGGGAAAUUCCUAUGGCCCGGUUUUGGCGAUAACGCGCGUGUGCUCGACUGGAUCUUCAGACGCGUAGAAGGCGAGCAAUGCUAUCAAGAGUCGCCUAUCGGUCGCUUGCCUAGCCAGGGAGCGCUAAAUGUGUCUGGUCUGGAGGAUGAUGUGAAUGUGGAGGAACUCUUCGCUCUGAGCAAGAACUUCUGGCAGCAAGAGACGCAGGAGAUAGAGCAGUACUUCAAGGCUCAGGUGGGUGACUAUCUGCCCCAGCCUGUGGCGGCGCAACUGGACGAACUGAAGGCACGGGUGGCCAAGAUGUGAUCUUCUAAUCAAUCUAUGUAUCUCCAUAGCUUAAUUGUUUCUACAAUAAAGUAACGCAUUUCAUAGUA
Molecule: messenger RNA, 2403 nt
Organism: Scaptodrosophila lebanonensis
Lineage: Eukaryota; Metazoa; Arthropoda; Insecta; Diptera; Drosophilidae
Product: phosphoenolpyruvate carboxykinase [GTP]-like
Exons: 2
Coding region: 413-2335 (640 amino acids)
Biological process (GO): cellular response to insulin stimulus; gluconeogenesis; cellular response to dexamethasone stimulus
Cellular component (GO): cytosol
Molecular function (GO): GTP binding; phosphoenolpyruvate carboxykinase (GTP) activity; manganese ion binding
Source: RefSeq, a predicted model, not a curated record